Molecule: messenger RNA, 3796 nt
Organism: Aedes albopictus (Asian tiger mosquito)
Lineage: Eukaryota; Metazoa; Arthropoda; Insecta; Diptera; Culicidae
Product: zinc finger protein 782-like
Exons: 6
Coding region: 885-2204 (439 amino acids)
Biological process (GO): regulation of transcription by RNA polymerase II
Cellular component (GO): nucleus
Molecular function (GO): RNA polymerase II transcription regulatory region sequence-specific DNA binding; DNA-binding transcription factor activity, RNA polymerase II-specific; zinc ion binding
Source: RefSeq, a predicted model, not a curated record
AAAGAGCUGAAGUGUUGGGUAGAACCUUUCGAUAAGGAGGUGAUCGCGGAACUCGAGGAAAACACAGUCGUGGCACGUCCGUCGUCCAGUCUACUGGUUGAGUGAAACGAUUAGCGAACUCGGGUAGAACUGUCCACGAGCUCGGAAAAGGAUAGAAAGGGUUCAUACUGACGAAAGGGAAGUGCGCAGCGCCGUGUGUAGGGCGGCAAGAGUAGCUAUCAAGGUAGGAAUCCGGCUCAGCAAGGAAGCAUUAUUGCAGGAGCACUGACGUAACGCGGAUGCAAAUCAGAGCACCCGAGAGGUGCCCUGAAAAGCUGAAUAUAGGGACUUUUUCCGAAGUACGAGCAAACGGUUUGACCUCUUACACCAUAUAAGAAGGUUACAAUUAAUAUAGAACAAGCCCGAACAUUCAAUCAGAAACUAAUAUUGGUAACGAAAAGCAUUAAAGCCAAUAAAGUGCCAGGACUAGACAGCAUUUUCAACUUGGUUUUGAAAACAGCAAUCCAACAAAACUCGGAUAGGUUUCGAACCACAUUGCAGAAGUGUAUAGAUGAAGGAAACUUUCGCGAUCAAUGGAGGAAGUAGCCCGGAGGAAGAAAACACGGAGAAGUCAACUUGUUGACACAGUGAAUGUCGUGUCCUGAACCACUGUGUGUGCUAAGUAUUCUUAUUAGAAAGUCUUAUUAGAUUAAUAUUUAUGUUUUGUAGAACAGUUGAAUUACGUUGUAUGUAUGUGUGUCGCUAUUUCUAUGUUGAUGUAAUAUUGAGGAUUUUUUCUACCUUAAUGUAUUGAUAUUUUUUCUACCGCUAGUACCCUGAUGUUUACAAACAAAAGCUAGUGAGCCGCUUGAGUAUUAUUGUACACCGGCAAUAUUAUUCAAAUUAUGACUUCCGGAGCCUUCAAAACUACAACGGAAGAUAUGAAAAAUCUUCAAAAAACUUGUCGGCUUUGUCUGAGCGAAGAAUCUCUGUGUGACGUGUUCGAAUCACAGGAUCUGCACCAAUGGAUAUUAAAUUAUCUAUCAAUAUCGAUAACCGCUGAAGACCGGAUGAGCCAAGCCGUUUGCGCGAUCUGCCGAAUACGGCUGAACGAAUUUCAUCAGUUCUGGGAGCGCUGCCAGGAAGUACAGGACGUACUGCAUUCCAUGAUCCGAAAUGAAACCAAAAACGUUGAUAGUGAAAUAGCUGAGCAUGUGGAGAGUGAGCUAUCGAUUGGUUCAAGUGAUAUGGUUGAUAUAGAGGAAAUGAAAAUUGAAACCGAACCAUUGCCAGUAGAAUCGUCUACAGUAUUGUAUGAAGUUGAUCAGAACCAAUUUAUCGAAGGAAAAGAUGCCGUUUCGCAGAAAAAACUAUUUAACUGCAAUGUGUGCAAUAAGGCGUUCAAUGCCAAGCAUACUUUGAGGCAUCACCAAAGGAUGACACAUGGACCGAAAACGCACGAGUGUCAUUAUUGCAAUGUUAGAUUCGCUUUCAGAAGUAAUCUAGAGCAGCAUUUAAGAUCUAAACUGCAUAUGCAGAAGGUAAAAGACCAUUCAACCAAGAUGACCGAAAAAACUGGAGAUGGCACAGUUAUAGAGUGCAACAUAUGCUUCAAAAAGUUCGCCGAUACAACGCGAUUACACUUCCACAAAAGGGGCCAUCGAGAGCGCCAUAAUACAAUAAAGAGCUACAAGUGUACUAUCUGCCAAACACAAUUCAAAAAUAUGAAUGAUUUUCAAAGGCAUAGUAUCAAGCAUAGUGUGGUUAAACCACACGAAUGUGAUAUAUGCCGAAAAGUAUUCAAACGGCGAGCUGCAGUAUGGGUGCACAAAAGACGAGUUCACGGAUCAAAAACUUUUGACUGUACUACUUGUGGAUAUAAGUUCAGCAAUCGGUUUGAUCACAGCCGCCAUGUGCAGAGCGGUUACUGCGAGGGCGGGUUUGAACCUUUGUUACAACAGGUGCAACAGCAAAACAAGUCUGAUAUUGCAAACGGAGAUACAGCUGCAUCGGAAACGAAAAAUGAAGAUCCACAAAAUGAAGAACACAAAUCCAGCACAAUGUCUAUCAAGUGUGCCAAAUGCGAUAAGGUCUAUUCGAACCAGAAAGGCCUAUGGGUGCACUACAAGUUUGCCCAUACGGAAAGAAUUAAGUGCCCGUUGUGCGUCGCAUCGUUUGUAUUUGAGAAACGAUAUCUUGCGCAUAAGGAAAAAUAUCAUAGCUAGAAAGCUGCCAGCACUUGAAAUAAGAACCGGAGAACAAGUUUUGUUUGUUAUACGCAGAAUCACGGAGUGAUUUGCGGUAAAAGUACGUUUUGAUCAGAACACGACACCAAUAAAUCAUUAUUUUAUAAAUGAAUCGUCUUUUUGUUCAUCAUCAACAAAAGCCUUACACUGCUGUAACAAGUGUCAAUUUAAUGUCCAGUAUUGAUGCGAUUUGUCGUGUGUAGUAUUCGUUAAGUACAGUCUGUUGAAUAAAAGAAAACGUUUGUAGUUCGGUUAAGUGUAAUUUCUCUAAAAUCCCACGAACGCAGCAAUGGAUCAUUGAAGCCGACUUUUCCGCUACUCACCGCAUCAAAACAAAAGCGCCACCGUAUAUGGACGGUAACACAGAGACAGCAGUCGAGUUACGUCAAACACACAAGGCUACGGUGUCGCUAUCUGUUCAUUUUAUAGCGGUCGUUUUAGUUAUUUUAGUGAUCAAUUGCUAUACUGCUCUGUAUAAGGAUGACGGUAAAGUUCUACUAGCCACCACCAGGCUGUACAGAACUGCACGAAUAGGCGGCCAUGGGGGUGGCGAAAUGGGCGGCCAUGAUGAGGACGAACUUGGGCACUGACGACGGGUCAAUGACCAAAGGUUCGGGGUCAACGAUCUUCAAACGCCAAAGGACCUCGCAGUUUUUAUUAUACACACUUGAAAAAAAUCACCGACUUCGGUAAUUUUUUUACCGAAAUCUCAACCGUUAAGUUUUUUACCGGAAAAAUCGGUGACGUUUACCGAACUUCGUUAAAUUUUGACAGAUAAACGAUAACAUUUUACCGAAAUUUGGUAAUUUUUACAGGAUUUCGGUAAAAAACUAUUACCGAUCGCUCAGCUGUUGAGAUUUCGGUAAAAAUUACCGAACGCGACUAGCUGUGUACACCACCAUAUAACGCAAGCUAUUCCAUAGGGUAUUUAUAAACAAAAGGAUAUUGCCAAACUAAUAAAACAGGAUGGGUUGAGUUGGGCUAGUCACGAUACAGGAAUUCCGGAAGAACGACAGGGUAAAAUGACAUCCAGUACAGAACCAGGGAGUGGCCAGAAUGGCCUGACACCGUGGCCAGUGACUCCGUGACAGGCUGCGUACAAGACAAUUGUUCGCAAAUGAAGAGGACCCAAGAGCACUCAAUGUCUAGGAGGAUUGGGAGCGGCUAGCACAAGAGCGAAUUCAGUGGAGAAGGAUGCUUCAUUCAGCGUAGUUUCAACGAAACGAAUUCCUGCACACCAAGUAUCCAAGUAAGACAAUAUUCAAUAUUAUAUAAAAUUAUUAUAAAUCGUGUAUGAUCAACUUCAAUUACAGUAGACGUUCGGUCGGUUCAAACGGUUUAACUGCAAUGCUUUUUAACUGCAAGUCCGGUAAGUGCAACAAAUUUGCAGUUAUCGCACCGCUAUCCGUCAAAACGGUGCGCCAAGUUAGCCCAAAUGAACGGGCGAAUGAAUUUUGCGUUCAUUUGACGUCAAUUGAUGGCUUGUUGACACUGUCAGGUGUUGCAGUUAUCGGAUUUUCGUUCGCUAAGUGAAACGUAAACAUGUUGCAGUUAUCGAACGUCUACUGUAU